GGAAGCGGAAGUGAGCGUGCCGAGGACUGCGGAUCUGAAGUCUUGUUGACGCGUCUACAGUUACUGCGGUGCUCCUCCUCUAGGUAGGCCCUGCUGGAGGGAUCGGCCCUCGGCCACGGGACUCCUCCCUGCAGCAAGUCCGCAGUCCGCCGCGACCACGCCCCUCCGCGCCCUUGGCCCUGACUGCCCCUGCGCCCCGCUGGUGCGCCCCGGGAGAAGGGGCAAGGCACCCACCCUCCUGCAGGUGGAGCGGGGCGGAGGCUCUUCCCGACCCCAGCCGCAGGACGCUGAGGACCAGCGAGAUUCAUAGAAUCAAUUAUGGGUGUGAGAGGUUUACAGGGUUUUGUGGGAAGUACCUGCCCACAUAUAUGUACAGUAGUAAAUAUCCAAGAGCUGGCAGAGCGCCACAGAAACAAGUACCCUGGAUGUACCCCUACCAUUGUGGUGGAUGCCAUGUGCUGUCUCCGAUACUGGUACACACCAGAAUCCUGGAUCUGCGGUGGCCAGUGGCGAGAAUACUUUUCUGCCUUGAGAGAUUUUGUAGCCGCCUUCACAUCUGCCGGCAUCAAGUUGAUAUUCUUCUUUGAUGGCAUGGUGGAACCAGGUAAGAGAGAUGAGUGGGUAAAGCGAAGACUUAAAAACAACAGGGAGAUAUCCAAGAUUUUCCACUAUAUCAAGUCAAAGCGAGAUCAGCCGGGCAGGAACAUGUUCUUCAUUCCCUCCGGGCUAGCCAUAUUUACACGGUUCGCUCUGAAGUCCUUGGGCCAGGAAACCUUCUGUUCAUUACAGGAGGCAGACUAUGAGGUAGCUUCCUAUGGUCUCCAGCACAACUGUCUUGGGAUCCUUGGGGAAGACACUGAUUACUUGAUUUAUGACACUUGUCCCUACUUUUCAAUUGGUGAUCUCUGCCUGGAGACUCUGGAAACCAUCAUGCUCUGUCGAGACAAGCUCUGUGAGAGUCUGGGCCUCCAUGUGGCAGACCUUCCUCUGCUGGCCUGUCUGCUUGGCAACGACAUCACCCCAGAGGGCAUGUUUGAAAGCUUCCGGUACAAGUGCUUGUCCUCCUAUGCUUCUGUGAAAGAGAAUGCUGGCAAAAAAGGAAAUAUUAUCUUAGCUGUCUCAGACUAUAUCUCCAAAGUUCUUCACUUGCAUCAAGGUGAGAAAAAGAUAGAAGAGAUGUUACCCUUGGGACCAAACAAAGCUCUUUUUUAUAAAGGAGUGGCAUCAUAUCUUUUGCCAGGGCAGAAAUCUCCAUGGUUAGUUCAAAAACCCAAAGGCACAAUGACAGACAAGCGAGUGGUGAGUUUAAACCCUGAAUCUAAACAGGAAGUUCCUAUGUGUGUAGAUCCAGAGUCCAAGCAAGAAGUUUCUGCAUGUAGUAAUCCCGAGUCCAUGCAAGAAGUUCCCAUGUGUAUGGAUCCUGAAUCCAACCAAGAAGCUUCCAUGUGCACAGAUCCUGAAUCCAAACAAGUUCCCAUGUGCACAGAUCCUGAAUCCAAACCAGAAGCUCCCAUGUGCACAGAUCCUGAAUCCAAGCAAGAAGUUUCCAUAUAUGCAUACCCAGAGGUCAAGCAAAAAUUACCUCCAGAAACAGAGGCUGAAUUUAAUCUAGAAGUACUCAUGUGUACACACCCUGAAAUUAAACAAGAAGACGCCAUGGAUAUGGAACCUGAAAUUAAACAAGUAACCAUGGUUUCAGACUCCGAAAUCUUAAAGGUUGCCAAGAUGAGUCAUGUCCACUCAGAAAGCUACCUAGUGUACAACAUUAUGAGCAGUGGAGAGAUUGAGUGCAGCAACACCCUGGAGGAUGAGCUGGACCAAGCUCUACCCAGCCAAGCCUUCAUCUACCGCCCAGUCCGGCAGCGUGUGUACUGGCUUUUACUUGGGGACUGGAAAGAUGGAGCCAGCGCCGGCCCGGUGGUCAAGGAGUGGUUUGUGUACCCUGGGAACCCCCUGAAGCAGCCAGACCUUGUUAGGCCUCUGCAGAUGACUGUUCAAGGGGGAACACCUAGUUUGGAAGUUUUGUGGCUGAGUCAAGAGCCAGCAGCACAGGCCCGGCGCCUGGACACAUUGCUGGCCUGCUUCAACCUCUCCUCCUCAAGAGAAGAGCUGCAGGCCGUUGAGAGUCCAUUGAGAGCACUGUGCUGCCUCCUAAUCUACCUCUUUGUCCAGGUGGACACUCUUUCCCUGGAAGAUCUACAUGCGUUUAUUGCUCAGGCCUUGUGCCUCCAAGGAAAGUCAACCUCACAGCUUAUGAACUUACAGCUGGAUUACAUUAACUCCAGAGCUGUGCAACUGGGGUCCCUUCUCGUCCGAGGCCUCACCACAUUGGUACUAGUCAACAGUGCAUGUGGCUUCCCUUGGACAACAAGCGAAUUUAUGCCCUGGAAUGUGUUUGAUGGCAAGCUUUUCCAUCAGAAGUACCUGCAGUCUGAAAAAGGAUAUGCUGUGGAGGUUCUUUUGGAACAAAAUAGAUCAUGGCUCACCAAGUUCCACAACCUGAAGACAGUGGUCUGCAAGGCCUGCUCAAAGGAGAACCGACGCAUUGUAGGCAGAACACAUUGGAACUCACACUACACAGGGAGGCUGGGGAGACAGGGCUCCAGUUCCCACAGGACAGGCUCCACACAUGGCCAUCCUGGGCAGCCAUGGAGAGAUCAGGGUUCAGGAGGCAGACAGUAUGAGCAUGACCAGUGGAGACGAUACUAGACAUCUUCCAGAAAGUGUGGGAAGAGGAUGCAGGGCCCAGACUCCACCCUCCUUCAGAGUAAUGUCACCCAGUCUGACCAGCAAGGCGAUGGCAACUGGAACCACACUUCAAAGGAAGGAAAAAUUACCUUUCAGAGGUUUCUCCCACAUGUAUUAUAAAAAACGUCCAUUGGUUUGGUUUCAAAGGUUGCUCCUGACUCCAUGACCCACAACACCAUCACUAACAUCACACAUGCUCUCCUGAUCUUAGCAGGACUCUAGAUUGUGAAAAUGUUUUCCCAAAUCAUUAGUCUUUGAAAUCAUGGAGUCUUAGUUACUUUUCUAUUACUGUGAAAAGACACCAUGACCAAAGCAACUUAUAAAAGAAAGCAUCUGAUGUGGGGCUCAAGGUUCCAAAGGGUAGCAGAGUCCAUGACCAUCAUGUCAGAGAGCAUGGUGGCAGGCAGGCUAAUGAACACUUACUAACUGGGAAUAGCUCAGGGUUUUGAAACUUCAAAGCCCACCCCAUUGACACACUUGCUCCAGCAAGGCCACACCUCCUCCAGCGUGGCCACUCCUAAUCCUUUCCACCAACUGGAGACCAAGCAUUCGAACAUAUUAGCCUAUGCGGGUCAUUCUCAUUCAGUCCGUGACACAUGAAGUCUAAUAGCCAUACAAUCUGUCAGAAAUUACUUUUUCAUUAGAAAUUCUAACAGAAGUCAAUUGUCUAACUACUUCUUUUCUUGAUCCUCAGAAGUGUUUGGAUAGAAAAAAAUAAACUAAACUCUUGCUUGCUUAUGGGAAAGUUGGUUCUGCUUGGAGGAGAGAUGGCUCAGCAGUUAAGAACAGUGGCUGCUCCUCUAGAGGACCCAGGUAUGGUUCCCGUCACCAACAUGAUAGCUCACAACUGUUUUUAACUCCAGUUCCAGGGGACCUAAAGUGUCUUCUGGCCUCUGUGGACUCCAGACACACAAGUGAUGCACAGACAUCCAUGCAGGCAAAACAACCAUUAAGAUGAACUAAAAAAGUAAAAUAAACUUUUUUAAAGGAGCACACUGGGUCAGGCUUAGAAGUAAGGUCCUCUUUAACCUUUGAGGUUAUUACCUGUCUCCACUGGGGACGUGAGAAUAGCUGUGCCCAGGGCCCUUAUGGCCAUGCUGUGUCUCUGAGGACACUUAGUUCACUUGGGAGAUGCAAGCACUCCUGACCCCUGAAGAUGUGUCCUUCCAUGCUGCUGUCUCUAAAUUCUUAGUAAGCCUCUAAAAAUGCUCAUUUUCAUCUUUACACUGACAGUUACUCAGAUGACCCUGGCUCAAGUGUGCUGCACAGAGCUUUUGGGUUUCACUGAAAUUCUUAUAUUUACCAGAAAGGUAUAUAGCUCCCACAUGUGAACACAUUUAUAUUUGGUCAGCUCCUUUCUGCUCCUGAAGGACUUCUGCAUACUGUGUCUGCAUACUGUGUCUUGUAGCUGCUAUGACUUUAAUGCCUGGAUUUGGAACUGGCCUUUCUGAUCCUCCAGUGAAUGUUUUGUUUCCCUCAGAUAUUCACUUCCUGUCCUCCUCAUGUGUGCUGCUUUGAAACAUUGCUGCCUUUAGAUGUUCUGUUUCUCUGCUGUUUUCCUGUGUAACUUCGAGCUAAGUUUGUGAUCUCUUAGAAAGUAUAUUUCUAUGAAAGCUGUUUUCCUUCACAGAAUCUGUAUUUUGACCUGUCAAUAAAAUAUGAAUGUCAUUCACAAGCUUAAA
Molecule: messenger RNA, 4430 nt
Organism: Peromyscus eremicus (cactus mouse)
Lineage: Eukaryota; Metazoa; Chordata; Mammalia; Rodentia; Cricetidae
Gene: Fam120b
Product: family with sequence similarity 120 member B
Exons: 11
Coding region: 319-2709 (796 amino acids)
Cellular component (GO): nucleus
Source: RefSeq, a predicted model, not a curated record